Molecule: messenger RNA, 1513 nt
Organism: Heteronotia binoei (common prickly gecko)
Lineage: Eukaryota; Metazoa; Chordata; Lepidosauria; Squamata; Gekkonidae
Product: cytochrome P450 2W1-like
Exons: 9
Coding region: 1-1500 (499 amino acids)
Biological process (GO): xenobiotic metabolic process
Cellular component (GO): cytoplasm; intracellular membrane-bounded organelle
Molecular function (GO): oxidoreductase activity, acting on paired donors, with incorporation or reduction of molecular oxygen, reduced flavin or flavoprotein as one donor, and incorporation of one atom of oxygen; heme binding; iron ion binding
Source: RefSeq, a predicted model, not a curated record
AUGGCACUGCUGACCGCAUUCGUCUCUUCCCCUGCCUUCAUCGGCCUCGUGUGCGCGCUGAUCUUUUUAGUCUCCUAUUUCACAACCGGCUCUGGAAAAUCGACUCUUAAAUUGCCGCCAGGUCCCAAACCUCUUCCCAUCAUUGGCAACCUGCAUUUGCUGGAUAUUAAGCGACAAGACAAAUCCUUAAUGAAGCUUGCCAAGGAAUAUGGGCCCGUGUUCACCCUGCACUUUGGAUCUCAGAAAGCCGUAGUCCUGACUGGUUAUGAAGCAGUGAGGGAUGCCCUGGUCAACUUCACGGAGGAAUUUGUGGACAGGCCACCAAUACCCAUCUUUGAAGAGAUUCAGCACGGCAAUGGUGUUUUCUUUUCCACGGGAGAGCUGUGGAGGACAACGCGAAGGUUCACAGUGGCCAGCAUGCGCAAUCUGGGAAUGGGGAAGAAAUGCCUAGAGGAACAAAUGAUCGAAGAGCUCUGUUUCCUUAUAGAGAGCAUUAAAGCUUUUGAAGGUGAGCCCUUUCGGCUCAGGACCUUCAACACUGCUCCAACCAACAUCACUUUUGCUAUGCUGUUCGGAGAGAGGUUUGACUACAAAGAUCCCGUCUUCCUCACUCUGUUAAAACUGAUUGAUGAAGUGAUGUGCCUUCUGGGAUCGCCCCUCCUGCACCUCUUCAACUUCUACCCCUUCCUGGGUUUUUUUCUCAACGACCACAAACUUUUACUCCAAAAAAUCGACGAGGUCCGUGUCAUUAUCCGGGAUUACGUCGAGACAAGCAAGCGAGACGCCCACGCCGGCGGCCCCCGAAGUUACACAGAUGCGCUAGUCUUCAAGCAGCAAGAGGACACGGGCAAGAAAGAGAACCUUUUCCAUGAUGACAACCUGAUUGCGUCCAUCCUGGACCUAGUCAUGGCCGGCACUGAAACCACGGCGACGACCUUGCAGUGGGCUGUGCUGCUCAUGAUGAAGCAUCCGUCGAUCCAAGAGAAGGUCCAGGAGGAAAUCGGGCAUGUGGUGCUUCCGGGCGGCUGGGCCUCCUACGAGGACCGGAAGAAGUUGCCUUACACCAAUGCGGUGAUCCACGAGAUCCAGAGGUUUAUCACGCUGCUCCCCCACGUGCCACGCUGCACAUCGGUAGACACCCACUUCAGGGGCUAUUUCAUCCCAAAGGGGACGACGGUGAUCCCGUCCCUCACUUCUGUGCUCCUCGACCCGAGGCACUGGGAGACCCCCCACGAGUUCAACCCCAGCCACUUCCUCGACCCCGAGGGGCAGUUUGUCAAGAAGGACGCCUUCGUGCCUUACUCUCUGGGGCGCCGGAACUGCAUGGGUGAGAGUCUGGCCAAGAUGGAGCUGUUCCUGUUCUUUGCAGGCUUGCUGCAGAAGUUCACUUUUCAGCCCCCGCCCGGCAUCAGUGCCUCGGACUUAGACUUGAGCGUCCCCAAAACGACCUUCACUUUGAGGCCGCAGCCGCAGCUAACGUGUGCCGUCUCCAGGGAGUAAAUCCGGUGCUGCC